AUGAGCGCAAUCAAAAGCUCUUCUCUACCCAAGACUUCCUUCCUGGUCUUCUACUCCUCGAUUGUGGAUGGCAAGAUGUGGUGCCCCGACUGCGUCGAUGUAGAGCCUUCCGUUCGCGAAGCCUUUGACGACGCCGACAAGCCCGAGGCCAUGCUCUUCUACGUGGGCAAGAAGGAGGAAUGGCGCACACCCGGAAACCUCGCCCGUGUUGAUUGGAACGUCCGUGGAAUCCCUACCAUCAUCAAGCUGGUGGAGGGCAAGGAGACCGCCCGUGUGACCGAGACCGAAAUCCUGGAUAGCAGCAAGUGGCAGGCUUUCCUCAAGAACUAG
Aureobasidium uvarum is the source of this 330-nucleotide messenger RNA. The record is from the annotation of a GenBank genome assembly. Lineage: Eukaryota; Fungi; Ascomycota; Dothideomycetes; Dothideales; Saccotheciaceae.